ACAACUAUUCUUACAAAUAAAACUGAGUCACGAUUUAGAUGCCGCUUGUUUAUCAACAAAUAAACUUAGUCGCAAACCAAUAACAAAAUAAAACAACAAACUCAACUAUCUUCGAAUCCCAUCUACACCUAGGUUAAGAAGAAAGAUCUCAAACCUCUGAAAACCCUGAACCCUCUCUUUCUCUUCACAUCAUUCUAAACCCAUUCUGAAACCCCUCACAUUAUUUCCUCCAACCAUGCUUCGCAUAGCAUCAAAGCUAUCAUCUAGGUUUUCUUCCUCUUCUACUGCCCUCACUGCAAACCCACUAUUACCCACAAGACUCUCUCCAAUUCCCUCUUCAUCGUUCCGACCAUUCACCAAUGGCUUGGAAUUGGAGGCCAACAUGGUCGUCCCCGACGCCAUCAAGAUGAUCAACUACGCCUUGAGGCACUGGAGGACCGAUAGGUCACUUGGGGCGUACAGGAUGGGCUUGUCUGUGUUGAAGAUUUGCAUUACCAAUGAGUUGACUGAGGGCAAGGAGCCAAAGCGCGAGAAUUCGAAGGGAAUGGCCAUGCUUGCUAUGUCCACUUUGUUGUUUGAAAGAGGAGAGUACGCAGAAGCGAUUGAGAAGCUAGAGGGUGUUCAAGAGUUAACAAAUUCUUACUUGGGUGUUAGAGUUGCUGCUCUUGAAACUCAGGCUGGGCUUCAUCUAUUGAUGAGGCAGGAUGAUUUGGCAGCAGUGGUUGCUGAUAAGUGCAUGAAGAUGGUGGAGAAUCAAGAGAAACCACUAGAAUAUGAGGAACGAUUUGUAGAUUAUGAGGCACAAUUUGUUCGUGCUAAAGCACUAAAAGGGCUGAUUGAACUUGUCAAUGGCAAUGCUGACUCAGCUGAAGAUUUCUUCGACAAGUCUCUCCGCGAGAAGUAUUGUGAUGGUACUGCUGGUCUAUCAUAUGCGGAAUUCCUACAUAAGAUAGGGAACUAUCCAAUGGCAAAGGAGGUUUACCGAAAUGUCGUACAAGGGGCUAUUGAAGUAAAAAAUGCUGGCAGACCAUACUUAGGAGCUGGUAACAUGAGCGUGGACGAAUUAAUUGUAGGGUCCAUGUUUGCUUUAGGACAGCUGGAAUUACUUAUGGGUAACUACUCUAAUGCAGAGUGCCAUUUGACACAGGCAUUAAGUAGGGCAGAGGAAGCCUAUGGAGACUCUAAACAUCCUACGGUGGGGGUUGCCUUAACAAGCAUUGCUCUUUUGUAUCGGCGUAAAGCAAUCCAGGAACAUUCAAGUUCGCUGUUAGUUCAAGAGGGUCUCUACCGAAAAGUGAUAGAUAUUUUGAAGGUUCCAACAAUGGAAACUGAGUCUGAAGAUGCUGCACCAUUGGUAGAUAGAAGUGAUAUAGCAGCUCUUGCAACAGGUGCAUAUGCAGAAGUACUUAGUGUCCAAGAAAAGAGACAGGCAGAAGGGGAGAAGAUGAAGAACUUGGCCGAGUCUCUAUGGAAACACCGUUGGCUAUCUCUAGCUAAUGCUAUUGAUUCAGACAAGAAUAUCAUUGAUUCUAGAAUUUGCAGGAUCCUGUAAAUUGGUCUAUUUUCUGGGUACCCUUUUGCUACUAUAGGUUCUAGUUGGACCGUGAUACAUGACUAAGACCAUGGAUUAAUAGUGCAGAGUUACUUUCUACAGUAUUGCUUGGAAUAGAAAUGUCGUGCCGACAUAUACUAUGAUAUCCACGGUCGGCCGAUGUAUAUUUAGACCGAAUUUUAAUGAGGUCUUUUUAAUAUUCACUUAAAUUAUUUGUAGUUGAUGUUUUAAAUGUUUUGAUUGGGAAGUUAUUUAUUAAACUAUUGAAAUCCAUUUUGUUUAUUUUUAAUCAA
Messenger RNA from Glycine soja, 1845 nucleotides. RefSeq lists its product as uncharacterized. Gene Ontology annotation, cellular component: mitochondrion. The record is from RefSeq and is a predicted model, not a curated record. The coding region runs from base 236 to 1552 and encodes 438 amino acids. Lineage: Eukaryota; Viridiplantae; Streptophyta; Magnoliopsida; Fabales; Fabaceae. Gene Ontology annotation, molecular function: protein binding. The transcript is spliced from 12 exons.